Molecule: messenger RNA, 1229 nt
Organism: Leptopilina heterotoma
Lineage: Eukaryota; Metazoa; Arthropoda; Insecta; Hymenoptera; Figitidae
Exons: 4
Coding region: 573-1148 (191 amino acids)
Source: RefSeq, a predicted model, not a curated record
AAGAAAGAUACCUAUAAGGCUUUUAUUUUAAUUAAAGGGAUUUGAGGUAAAAACACAAAAAUAACUUUUUAAUUAUUUGUUUUGGUAUCUUUCUUCGGAGCACGCCGUCAAAAAAUUUUUUUUGAUUCUAUUUUUAUUUCAAAAGUUUAUUAAAAAGAAGAGAAUAAAUAAAAUAAGUGAUUUUAGAAAUCAAGCGUUUAUUAAAGAAGAGAAUAAAUAAAAUAAGUGAUUUUAGAGAUGAAGCGUUUAUUAAAGAAGAGAAUAAAUAAAAUGAGUGAUUUUAGAUCAAGCGCAACGUUUGGAAUAUAAGAUACGUCAUCAAAAGUGGAGAUGGAAGAGCAGCAUCUGGAAUUUGUAGCAACGAAUCUUUCCCUCAUUCAUGCUUCUCACGUGUUGGUGAGAGGCGAAUUAUUAUCGUUGAGUCGUGUAAACUUACCACAGCCGCAUUUAUUUCUCUAUUUAAAACAGGAAGUUCAUCCGGACUAGUCAUUAUCAAUUUUUUUAACAUUUCUGUUUUUUAAUCAGAGAAAAAGAAAAAAAGAAAAGGAACUAAAAAAUUGUAAAUUAACGAUAUGGGACUCAAUCCAAUGAAAUGGAAAACAAAAACACUGGCCUACAGUUUCUUCGGCAUUUUGAUUGUUUAUGGAUUAUUUUUUUACAAGAGGACACACACGGUGCAGUUCGAAGUUGUAAUUAAAAAUUCAACGCCUGAAAUUGUUUGGGAAUUCGUCGCAGACUUUAGUAACAUGAAGCAACUGAAUCCAACAAUUGAGGAUUUUAACAUUAUUGCCGAAAGUGGAAAUUAUGAGCACUGGAAAUAUUCGGUGAAAUAUUCCGAACACUUGAGUCACAUUCCAAUGAUUAAAAAUACUGCUCAUGGUCAUUUUGCCGUGAAACCAGAGGAUUCGGGUUUCUCCAUAAAUUCCGAGCAUCGUACCUGCUUUCUCACCGAUUUUGACUGUGUGAACUCCGUAUCGCAAUUUAAAUUUCAAGGAAUUGGAAAUGACACAAAAUGCUUAGAAAUCGUUGAAUACGAAUGUCCAUUGCUCUUUUCGUCAUUUUGUUAUAAAGAAGUAAUGUAUCAACGAGAGGAGAUAAUGAAGAAUUUGCAAUCACAUUUUGCGAAAAUGAAUAUUAAAAGUAAGUAGAUUAAGAAAAAGAAACGAUCAUUUAAAAUCUAAUUUUUAUAAUAUAGAAACCGAAAAUCAGAAAAAAUAGUCUGUUUAUAA